CGGCGGAGUCACACGGGCUCGGUCCUCCAGCGCAAUAGAGCGUGGGGGCAGAGCGGCCGGCGCACACUUCCGGCGCGAACCGGAAGCGGCUCCUCUCCCCCAUAACCCCCCGCGCGUUCCCGCUCCCGCCUCUCUCCAGCGCCGCCGCCAUGGGCAUCGACAUCCGCCACGACAAGGACCGCAAGGUGCGGCGGAAGGAGCCCAAGAGCCAGGACAUCUACCUGCGCCUGCUCGUCAAGCUGUACCGGUUCCUGGCCCGCCGCACCAACGCCCCGUUCAACCGCGUGGUGCUCAAGCGCCUCUUCAUGAGCCGCUCCAACCGGCCCCCGCUGGCCCUGUCCCGCCUGAUCCGGAUGAUGCGCAAGCCGGGGCGCGCGGGGCGCACGGCCGUGGUGGUGGGCACGGUCACCGACGACGUUCGCAUCCAGGCCGUGCCCAAGCUCCAGGUGUGUGCGCCCCUGCGGGUGACGCGCGGCGCUCGCACGCGGAUCCUGCGGGCCGGGGGCUCCAUCCUGACCUUCGACCAGCUGGCCAUGGCCACGCCCAAGGGCAAGGGCACCGUGCUGCUCUCAGGCCCGCGGAAGGCGCGCGAGGUGUACCGGCACUUCGGGAAGGCGCCCGGCACGCCCCACAGCCACACCAAGCCCUACGUGCGCUCCAAGGGCCCCAAGUUCGAGCGCGCCCGAGGCCGCCGCGCCAGCCGGGGCUACAAGAACUGAGCAGCCCCUCCCCAGAGGCAGCACCCCCUCCCCAAAUAAACGGGGCUGGGGCUGAACCCCCCCCAAAACAA
This is a messenger RNA of Haemorhous mexicanus (house finch), 790 nucleotides long. It is a transcript of the gene RPL18, whose product is annotated as ribosomal protein L18. The record is from RefSeq and is a predicted model, not a curated record. The transcript is spliced from 8 exons. Gene Ontology annotation, molecular function: RNA binding; structural constituent of ribosome. Bases 150 to 719 code for a protein of 189 amino acids. NCBI's taxonomy places the organism in Eukaryota, Metazoa, Chordata, Aves, Passeriformes, Fringillidae. Gene Ontology annotation, biological process: translation. Gene Ontology annotation, cellular component: ribosome; cytosolic large ribosomal subunit.